UGUGUGAUAAAACCACAAAUAGCACCCGUUAUUUCUCUGAAACGGUAAAUGGCCGUGCGAGGGAGGUCCGAUGUCGCCGUUAUCGUCGAACGCUCGCUUGGGAAGUUGCUCGGAUCCGCGUCAAGGACUGCUGCCAUGCGGAAGCCCUCGAAGCACUCAGAGUUGGCCCUCUCCGCGGGCGAGGAAGCAGCAGCGAUCAUCGGGCGAGUUCUUCUUUCCGAUCCGCGCGCGCGGCCGCCGCUGGAGGAGCGUGAGGGCGAUGAGGAUCGUGGGAUUGACGGGCGGCAUCACAUCCGGGAAGAGCACUGUCUCCAAUCUCUUCAAAUCCCACGGCGUCCCCGUCGUGGACGCCGACCUCGUCGCCCGUUAAGAAAGGGGACUGGUGGUUGGAAAAAGGUCGUAGCAGCAUUCGGGGAUAAUAUUUUACUAGCAAAUGGAGAAAUUGAUAGAGCAUGCCUGGGUCAAAUCAUUUUUUCUGAUUCAACAAAACGUCAACUUCUAAAUCGUCUCUUAGCUCCAUAUAUUUCUUUUGGCAUUUUUUGGGAAGUGGUGAAGCUAUGGAUCAAGGGGUCUAAGCUUAUCAUUCUUGACAUCCCAUUGUUGUUUGAGGCUAAAAUGGACCGAUGGACAGCUCCUAUUAUUGUUGUAUGGGUUGAUCCUGAAACUCAGGUAACUCGUCUAAUGGCAAGAGAUGGCAUAUCCGAAGAACAAGCCAAAAGCAAGAUUAAUGCUCAGACUGCACUGGAUUGGAAGAAGACAAAGGCACAUAUAGUCAUCGAUAACUCAGGUACACUUGAAGAAACAAAACUACAGUUUCAAGAGGUCCUGAACCAGGUUAGUAGGCCUUUAACAUGGAAGGAAUUUGCCUUCUCCAGAGAAGGUGUUUUUUGGAUUCUUGUAUCUUCAAUUGCAGGUGUUUUAGUGGUACAGAAAAAUUUGAAGCGAUGAUGGGCAUUACCUAUCAGUGAAUUUCUCCUGCUAAUCAUGCUUGUUCAAAAUAAGAGAAUUUUGUGCAAUUUAUAUAUAAUUUACCUUUGUAGUUUACAACUACUAUCAAUGUCAAUGAAAACAUCUCGCAUUCUGCUGUACUGCUCAAUCUAAGUAGGGCUGCGUUUUUUUGUUAUUUCUCUUGGAGUCAGACAAUCACUGAUUUAGAAACAAACACUUGGUUUCUCAAUUGAGUUGAUUUGAAUUUUCAUGAUUAGUAAUUUGAAUUCUAAGACAGCUCCGCUUUUGUCCUGUUAUGCUGACUUUAAAAUAUUGAAACCCUUCAGAUUCUUUAUUGAUUUACUCUUUUUUUUAAAGAAUUUUAAUCAGUUAGUAAACAUGCUGAAACAUGUCAUUUUAGACAGGGUUAAGAUAAUUGGAGUUUAGUUGCCUGGAAGAUUUCAGUAUUAUAUUUCAAUAUGCUCUGAUGCCAUUUGCUUGGUGUCAGUCUCCUAUUUCAUCACAUGUUACUUAAUCAUAGCAAUUUGUUAUGGACCAUUAUUGCUUUGAAUGCUUUAACCCAUGCACCAUGGACAGUUAUUUUGACUUUCUUUAACUAACCUUUGUGAUGCUCAAGUUGGUUCAGUAAGACAGGCAUGGAAUUUACUGGUUUGUACCUGCAGCAUCCACUUUGAUACAAUUAGUUGCUACCAUUCUACUUGUCUUCUUGGUUAAUUAAGGCCUGUCAGUUAUUAUUACUACCAUUCUACAAUCUGUGGAACUAGACAUCAAAUAUGCUGUUCCAUUAUUGGCUUUUCCCCCUAUUUAUUUACUUCAACCUCAAAUACUUGAAAUCUUGCAAGACCUAGUGAAGGUUAGGUGGGGCUCCAAGUAAGCAAUGUUAGAUAUCAAUGGAUGUUCAUUCACCUGACACCGCUAGAUUGGACUUUUUUUGUCAGUUAUAUCUAUGAAUUAGUUACUCAUGUAACUUUCUCUGAGUUGCUCUUACCACCAGAUGCCAUACUGCAGUGCAGGGCAUGCUCGAAAGUUUAAGCAGAGUAAGAUCUUGAUAUCGCUUGUAUAAUUUAUGCUUUGGGGAGUCAUAUUUGGCAGAGGAGUCAUCAUAUCUAUGAAAAGGAUUAUGGUUUUGGUGCCGAAAGGAAAUAUGUCAAUGUAAGCAAUAAGAAACCAGCAAGGCCACGAGUUCUACUUGACAAUAGCAGUUAUAUAUUGUUUUGAUGCUUGAUGUCAAACAGUUGGUCUGAGAACUUGAGCAGGAGGGUUUCACCCUAGAUGAUUUUCUAAUGUUAUGUUCCAAGCCAAAAUUGUUAUCAAUGUAACUUAGAGAAACUA
Phoenix dactylifera (date palm) is the source of this 2280-nucleotide messenger RNA. RefSeq names its product dephospho-CoA kinase-like. Gene Ontology annotation, molecular function: ATP binding; dephospho-CoA kinase activity. Gene Ontology annotation, biological process: coenzyme A biosynthetic process. The record is from RefSeq and is a predicted model, not a curated record. NCBI's taxonomy places the organism in Eukaryota, Viridiplantae, Streptophyta, Magnoliopsida, Arecales, Arecaceae.